Messenger RNA from Lycium ferocissimum, 2048 nucleotides. Its product is annotated as protein IQ-DOMAIN 19-like. The transcript has 4 exons. Bases 320 to 1711 code for a protein of 463 amino acids. NCBI's taxonomy places the organism in Eukaryota, Viridiplantae, Streptophyta, Magnoliopsida, Solanales, Solanaceae. Gene Ontology annotation, molecular function: protein binding. The record is from RefSeq and is a predicted model, not a curated record.
CCAAAAAAAUAAUUAGAGAAUCAAGACAAUAACUUGAUCAUGUUAGUACUUUUAUAAGUGGUAAAUACAGCAAAUCAUAAAGGACAUAAUGCAGCAGUAGUAGUUAACACCUAGGCAUAUACAUUCAAUUCUUGCUUCAAUAAAACAAGCCAAACUGGUAUUCAAACCUGCUGAUCAUUCAUUGAAGUAAGAUAUAGACAUAUCAAUAGAGAAGUUCAAAAAUUACAUCAUCUUCCAAAUACAUCCAUCUACCUAGCUACUACAUCUCUUCAUUUGCACCUUUCAUGAUGCAUUGCUAGCUUAGAAGAUAGUGAAAAGGAUGGGGAAAACAGGUAGGUGGAUAAAGAGCUUCUUGACAGGGAAAAAGGAUAAAGAGAAAGACAAGUUUGAAGCAGAGAAGAACACAAAUAAUCAUCACCAAAACUCUACUACUAGCAAUGAGCAACCAACAACACCAAUUUCAGUCCCUUCAACAACUCCUAAAGAGAAGAAGAGGUGGAGUUUCAGGAGGUCAUCAGCCACCCCACCAGGUCAUAGUGGCCCUGACAUCGUCGCCACCACCCCACCACCAGCAAAACACGAAUUUCUUGAUUUGGAAAAUGACCAUAAGAAGCAUGCCUUGGCUGUGGCUGCUGCAACGGCCGCAGCUGCUGAUGCAGCAGCGGCCGCUGCCAAGGCAGCAGUAGCAGCAAUCCAAGUCGCUGCUGCUGCUAGAGCCUCUGCACUUGAAGAGGCUUCAGCUCUCAAGAUUCAAGCAGUUUUCCGCGGUUAUUUGGCAAGAAAAGCCUUGAAUGCACUAAAAGGACUAGUGAAGUUGCAGGCCUUAGUGAGAGGACAUUUAGUAAGAAAACAAGCUGCUGCUACUCUUAGAUGUAUGCAAGCAUUGGUAACUGUUCAAGCUCGAGCUCGAGCCCAAAGAAUAAGAAUGGCUGAAGAUGAAAAUCCCAACCAUCCAAGGCAAUCUGUUCACAGAAAAUCUACACAGGACAACAGAUUUAUGCACUCAUAUCAAGAAUAUGAAGAGGACAUCAAGAUUGUCGAAAUGGAUCUAGGUGAAUCAAAGGGUGGCACAAAGAGUAGAAUUAGCUACUCAAACCAAGGCCAAACAGAGAGAACAGAACAAAGAUUUUCACCACACAAGGGAUACUCAAAUCAAGAAUAUCAACACAUUUCUCCAGCACCAUCAGCUAUAACAGAUCAAAGCCCAAGAGCCUGUAGUGGCCACUUUGAAGACUACUCAUAUGGGACAGCGCAAAGCAGCCCUCAAUACUACAGUGCAAUGUCAAAACCCGAUCCAUCAAGAAUCCCAUUCUUGUAUGCUCGUUCAGAGUAUGCAGAACAAGAAUCCCUUUACAAUGAGUAUCCUCAAUUUUAUCCGAGUUACAUGGCGAAUACUAAGUCAUCGAUGGCUAAAGCUCGAUCCCAUAGUGCCCCAAAACAACGUCCUGAAUCAUUCGAGAGGCAACCAAGUGCCAGGCGAAGGCCAUCAAUAGAAGGGCGAAAUGUGCCAAGGGCUGUGAGAAUGCAGAGAUCAUCUUCACAUGUUGGAUCCACAGCUCAAAAUUAUCAGUACCCUUGGUCCAUCAAGCUUGAUAAAUCAAAUAUUUCAAUCAAAGAUAGUGAAUGUGGAUCAAAUUACAGUGUCCUUACUACUCAAACUAAUUACUGCAGAUCACUUGUUGGUUUCGAUGUUCCGGAACAUAGGUACUAACUGCAUAUUACAGAAUGGAAGAGCAGAGCAGAUACUUAGCAAGAAAAAGAAAAAUUGGAGAAAGUAACUAACAAAGGGAGCUCUAAGUGAAAAAACAUGUCAAGUAAUUUUGACAAAUUUUCUAUUUCUAGUACUGAAGCUCUUUAAAUGUAGAGUUCAAUUUGUUUGUUUAAUAUCUACUUCCUUUUUCUUUCUUUCUUUUGUUGACAUUUUUCUGUUGUUUUGCAUCUAUGUGUUUGAUGGUGUUUUUAGCUUGUUUCCCUACUAAAAUUUAGAUUUCAGCUGAGGAAGAAUUGUAAGGUAACUGCAACGAUAAGUUGUUCAUACUCAUUUACUU